Messenger RNA from Anopheles gambiae (African malaria mosquito), 4110 nucleotides. RefSeq lists its product as uncharacterized. The transcript has 6 exons. The coding region runs from base 1253 to 2083 and encodes 276 amino acids. The record is from RefSeq and is a predicted model, not a curated record. NCBI's taxonomy places the organism in Eukaryota, Metazoa, Arthropoda, Insecta, Diptera, Culicidae.
ACCCAUUCAGUCAUCUUGCAACGGUGCUAGCAGGCAAACGGAAAAUUCAAUCGCUAGUGAAUGUGUGGUUAGUCGGUUAGUGAGAAGAGGUUUUUUUGUGUGUGCAUUCAUCCAUUCAAUAGUUUUGCGGAAAAGAGCAACAUAAGAGAAAGAAACUCCAAUGAAAAUCGUGUGCGUGUAUGGAGAAACCCACAAAGGAUUUACGAUGAAAAGCGAGGCUCAAAGGCACCAGGCGUGAGUUGAGCGCUGCGUAGAUAGCUGUAUUAUUCAAAAAAGUAAAAAAAAAACAUAAAGAAAACGUUCCUCAAACGAAUGUUUCGUUCGUGCUAUUCAAUGUGACAUUCAGUGUGGGCCUGUGAAAGGCGUACGAAGUGUGUGUAAGUCUUGCACCAAGUGGAAUCGUUUCGUUCAAGUUUUUCGUGCGGCGUAUCGUUAGAAAAAGCACGUACGCAGUCCUACGAUGGGCGACGGCAUCGCUUGCUGCGCCGGUCUACUAAGUGCCCAGAGAGAAACCCCCAACGGUGACGAAAAUUUUCGAUAGGGAAAAUUGGGGCCUCACGACAAAAUAAAGGCAUUCAAAGUAAGGCGCACCCCCCUCCAUUAUAGCGUGGCUUUUUCGUGCAGAGCUUUGAAGAAGAAAAAAAACAAGAAAUAUACAAAAAGAUCUUUUUUUCUGAAAAAGAAUCCUGAGUCACGAAUAAAAACCAUAACAACUCGCUGGCCAUCUACAACUUAGUUUGUGCAUCAGUGUAAAGUGUAGUGAGACUAUGGUGAAACAUUUCAUCAUCCGGUUUGGUAUUCCAGUAGCAACAAAGUGAUUGGAAAUUUUAUUUGCUGUGUAAGUGUGUAAACGAUUGUAAGAAGAAGAAAAAGUUUCCCCACGCUAGUGUGAUCCCGUGACAAAAUCAAAAAUAAUCCCAUAUCACGCGCAAGCCAAACCCCGUGCGGUGCAGUGCGAAAUUUCUUCUCUAGAUUUUUGCACAAAGAAAAGAAAGGUGGUGUGUGAGAGUGUCUGUGUGCGUAUGUGUUUGUGUGUGUAUGAUAGUGUGUUUUUGUGCCACAAGUUCUUUCUUUGCAACCACCACCAACUCCUGCAUUGGAGUAUUGUAAAAGCAGGCUGCAUUCGACGGUACAUCCGUUCACACUAGCUGUGUCGUAGCAAACCGAUCCCUCUUGCAUUCGAGUUUGUUUUUGGGAGACCGGUUUAGACAGAAAUUAUCCGUGGCCGCAGCUUAAGCGAUUCUGGUGCAAGAUGCAUUCGGUCGGCAUCCAUUCGGCGCUUGCCAUCAAGCGGCAGCGCAAGAGACGCGACAAUCAGCGCAAGGCCCGGGAGCGCCGCUACAGCAUACAGAGCUCGGAAAGCGGUGACACCCAUUCGCCGCACGGUUCGACACGUCGAAAAUUUCACCCCCAGAAAGUGCACAUCACCGAUAAUAAUAAUUUAGAUACGAAAGUAGUCACCAGCAUUGGUAUGCUGCACAUAGGAGUCGUGUUCGUAGUUUUCGGAAUCUUUUUACUAGGCGCUGGAUUUUUUCCAGAUAAUCUAUCCAAUCAACCGCAACAAUCGUGGCACCUGCUAGGCAAAGGCUCCUGGUGGAAUGAACUGAUCUGCACGGGCCUGUUUGCCGUCGGUCUGGGCAUAUUUCUAAUCAUUCUCAACUGUGUGAUAAGUAAUCGGGAGGAGCAGGAUCUCGAGAGCUACGUCCAGCGGCAGCUGACACGUUCCCGGUCCGGUCAUCGACUGGAGCGUGACGUCGAGACGGGCGGACUAACCACACGCCAUCAUCGCAAAGCCAUGCAGAUACAGAAGGGUGCCGCCGAACGGGGCCUGGACGAUCUUUCCAACUCGAAUGUGCUGCUGACACCGACCAGCAGCGAAGUGGUUACCCCGACAACACCGUCCGGAGUUCUGGGUGCUUCUGGUGAGAUACUGUUGGAGAAAAUUUUGGAAGAGGACAGCAGCUACGGCGACGCGGACUACUACUCCCGGAACGUGGGGCAAUCGCCUCCCGGUGCAGAUAACGAUAAACGACUUCUGCUGGGCAACGGGCAUACUGGCGCCAUACACAUGACCGACAUCUAAAAGCGGAGUAAAAGAGCGAGAGCGAGCGAGCAGGUGGCACGUGUGCAGCGUUGCGUAUCGGUAGGCUGACGCGAAUUGUGAUGACGAUUUUUGUAGUUUUGGUAGAGCUUUUUGCUGGUGGGUUUGAGGGGAUUGGGGAGGUGUAAUGAGAGAGGGAAAUUAAAAUGGAAUCCCUCAGCGAAAUAAAAACACACUGUUUACAUCUUUUUCUGUCAUUACGUUCGGAUUUUGUGGAAUGAUCUUCAAAUGUUACAGAACUUGUAGGUGAUAGUACAAGUAAAAUGUAGUUUUUUUUAUUUCAAAUCUUCAAAAACAUAACUGCUAAAAAAAUAAUCACUAAAGUUGAUCCCAGGCUGCCCAGAAAAUGACCAUCCUAUCCAUUUUUAUUUAUGGAGAGAACCGAAAUCAACUAAGCACUAUUAAGGCAAGCCAGAAUCUCGUUUAAUACGUAGAAACGGGGGAAGAUAAAUCUUGUCCACUGCUUCCCGUUUUUAUCCCUCCUGCCGGGCGCCAUAAAAUAAUCGAUGAUGAAGUGUGGGUGCGCUCAGUAAAGUAUAAGAAGGAACGUACGAACCAGCCAACAUAAAAAAAACAUAGUCAACCAGUUGAUUGAUUGACAUCCGCUCGAAUCAAAUUAAAUUCCCACUGAGAUUAAUCACCACGUGAUCAUCAUCAUGAUCGGGAGAGCGGGAUAAGGGAAAAUCACAACCAGACAGUGUGGAGAAAGCAGGGAAAGCUCAUGAACGCAUUAACGCACCGUACGCGUAACACACAGUAAGCGCAAUAAAAAACAAAUCCCGAUAAACAACCAUCAUCAUAUCGCGCAUUUCGCCCAAUAUGCUUCAGACGCGCUCAGUAAGCUUUUUGGCCUUUAUUUUCGUGCGGCUUGACGGAUUCGGCCUCGUUUGGCAAGUUAACUAAAUGUUUAGCAGGAACAAAAAGAGAAACUACUAAAGCUUCAUACAUAUAUAUUCGGCUAAUCACGACAGAUGUUUCUAUUUUACACAAACGAAAGUCUCAUAUUGUACGAAAAACACGGAAAAAUAUUUACGACACAGAGUGUGAGUGUGUGUAUGUAUAAGUGCUGAUUUUUAACACUCAUCGUAAGAACAUUGAUGUUGUAAGCAAGACUGGGUCAAGAGGUAUUGAAAGGUUAAAAUAUGUCUCCAUUAAUCGUAUACAUGAAUGUGAAUGGCGUUUAGUACCUUUUUGAUGUUGUGCAUGUAUUUUAUUUACAUUUCAUCUACCAUUUACCAUCACAGCACGUGGAACAGUGACAGAGGUGUGCGAUACUGCAGAACAGUAAUGCGAUCAAACAUAAAUCUACUUGUUAACACAACAACGGGAACGAUUUAAGGAUAUGGCGUAAGCCAACGUGUAACGCUGAGAAUAAUGAGGGAGAAAGAAUUGUAAUUAAAUAUGAUAACAUGAUAACGCCACUUCUAUACUUGCUAUAUGCGAUAGGAUAGGAAAGCUACUGAAAAGUUACCAACACAGGAUCAUCGAUAGAAGUAAAACAGUGCUGCGUGAACACGCUCUUGGCUCAUCAGCGCUCAUACCAACCUUUCUUUUUUCUACAAUAUUUAGUACGAUCAUCAAUAGAUGUAAACAGAACCUGGUGCGCUUAAUAAUCAGUCUUCUGUUUCAUUUCUACGUGCAGCACAGCAACAGUAGUAGAAACAAGCAUUUGCCUUACCGGCUCAACGUCUCUUUGCGUAUCAGCAAACUUACAGUACCACAUGCAUUUAACAAAUUCGCAGUUAAGUAGUAAAUGGCUUCAUGGGCUACAUACUUGCGACAAAACAAAACAAAAAAAAACGAUCGAUAAUUAGUUAAGAAAAGGAAAAUAAUAGACAUUUUUCUCUGAACGCUGAUGGAACACAACUGUACACCAAAGAAACGCGUUUCGGGCAGCAUUUCCUAUACCAAUACCGCAAACAAUCAGCAAGAAGAGGCGGAUAGUUAGUGAAAUGUGACAAAAAACAAACAAACAAAUAUACUCCACACACUGUAACUGUGUACAAUGA